This is a messenger RNA of Morus notabilis, 1321 nucleotides long. RefSeq lists its product as uncharacterized. The transcript has 4 exons. Lineage: Eukaryota; Viridiplantae; Streptophyta; Magnoliopsida; Rosales; Moraceae. The record is from RefSeq and is a predicted model, not a curated record. The coding region runs from base 44 to 874 and encodes 276 amino acids. Gene Ontology annotation, molecular function: cadherin binding. Gene Ontology annotation, cellular component: mitochondrion; nucleoplasm.
UUUGCACAUAUUAUACUAUGUGCUGAGUAAAUAGGGAUUAGAUAUGGAGAAGGGAGAGAGAGAGAAGAGAAAAGAAAUGGGUCGGAGCUUGUCGAGAUCGCCGUCGUACAGCAGAAGGCGACGAAGCAGAAGGGACCGAAGCCGUUCCAGGUCCCCUUACUCUCUUUCUCACUCUAGGCGGAGAAGUCGUUCUAGUUCACCGCGUCGACGCAGAAGUCGCUCGCCUACUUACAGGUCCCGUAAAAGUCAGUCUCCAACUCCAAGGCGUCACAGAAGACAAAGAAGUAGAAGUACUUCGUUAUCCCCUUUAAGGAAGUCUCGUAGUCCUAGUCUGUCGACCGAGCGUAAAAGUGCGGCUGAGAAGUUGAAGAAAGAGGAGGAAGAAAAGAAGAGGCGUCAACAUGAGGCAGAAUUGAAACAAUUAGAAGAAGAGACUGCUAGAAGAUUAGAGGGAGCAAUUCGAAAAAAUGUCGAGGAGAGGAUGAGAUCGGAGGAAGUUAAGCUAGAAAUAGAGAGGCGCAUAGAAGAAGGACGAAAGAAAUUGUUUGACGAUGUUGCAGCUCAACUUGAGAAGGAAAAGGAAGCUGCUCUUAUUGAAGCAAGACAAAAAGAAGAACAAGCCCGAAAAGAGAGAGAAGAGCUUGAUAAGAUGCUAAAAGAAAAUCAGAGGAGGGUUGAGGAGUCCCAGAGAAGAGAGGCCCUAGAGCAACAGAGGAAAGAGGAGGAACGACACCGGGAGUUAGAGCUGAUUCAAAGGCAGAAAGAAGAGGCUGCUAGGAGAAAGAAACUUGAAGAGGAAGAAGAGCGAGCAAAAGAAAUGAAGCUAUUAAGUAAGAAUAAAUCUCGGCCGAGGUCUUUUGGUACUGGCUUGUAGUGAUAAUUUUGUCUUGCCAUUUUUUUCUUCCUCUUUAUUUGGUAUCUACUUGAGUAGAACAAUCCUGGAAAACAAUUUGUUAUAAUGUUUCUAGUUUCUGCAAGAUAUAUCAUGUUACUAGAAUGGCUACAAGACUGAAAAUUAGUAUGGUGUGGCCGCUGGCUGCUGUGACCCGGGAAUUCUGAGAGGAAUCUGCCAGAGCGGAAUUUCCCUCAUAUAGGAACUUUAGAGCUUGGGAGGGAAGAGUAGGAGAGGUUUUGGGAUUAGUUUAAGGAUUUUGAAACUCAUGGUUGUUUGGUCGGAGAGAAAGGGGAGAGAAAGGAGGACUGAAUAUAUAAAGGGAUUAGAUGAACGAAUCUAUACCAUUACCAAACAUUAUAAGACAAAAGGUUUUUCCUUUACUCUCUGUUUUUUACGAACUGGUUAUAUACUUUUCUCUCCCUUUUA